Messenger RNA from Daucus carota subsp. sativus, 5133 nucleotides. RefSeq lists its product as uncharacterized. Bases 1 to 5133 code for a protein of 1710 amino acids. The record is from RefSeq and is a predicted model, not a curated record. NCBI's taxonomy places the organism in Eukaryota, Viridiplantae, Streptophyta, Magnoliopsida, Apiales, Apiaceae. The transcript has 4 exons.
AUGAGUAAGUUUGAUUCACAAGGGUUUGCGAUUGACCAUGAUGGUGAGUGCCUCGAAGACAAUGCGUGGGGGGGUGGACCUCCUAUAGCCAUCACCGCUGCUGUUUUUGAGGAAAUUUUUUCUGGAUCCGGAAAGGAUUCUGCCUUGAAAUCAUCUCAUCUUGAAGCUGAGGUUACAGCUGAGGUUCCAGGGGGACCUAGUUGUGCUAUUCCUAGUAGUUCGGGUGGUGUGCCGUUGGAAAACAUCACUAUCGAAGACUAUAUAUCAAGUGACGAAGAACCCCUUUCUCCUAAAUCUGCAGCGGAGCUCUGUGCAAACAACACGAGCACUACCAUUCAUGCCAUGAUGAAAACAACCAAACACGAGCGUGAUGCGCUCCUUCACACCAAGGGUAAGCUUGCUAUUGUUCUUGAUUUUUUUAAAUUGAAAGGGUUUAGUGAAGAGACUGUUUUUGGUGAAAUGGGGUUCAAGGGGCCUGGGUUUUCUAAUCCCGCUAGGGAUGAGUAUGGGCUGCCAAGUUUGAAAGGAAUGGCUAAAUUUCAUGUGCCGAAACCGUUUGAUGAAACUCCCCACAGUGAAAAUAGCUCUGUAAAGGCUAAUAUUGAGGUGCAGAAACCAGAUCCUUUCAAGGAUAAAAUGAAGGAAAAAUUAGAGGAUUCUCCUCCGACUUCCCAGAAAUCUGCUGAGGACCAAUUGCCGAAAAGCCCUCCAAAGCCACUGUGGUCCUCUGUGGUUAAAAAACAGCCCCCCAUAGAAAAUUUGGUAUUCGAUUACCAUCCGCUGAAAGAAGGGGACUCAGUUGUUACUCCUCCGGUUGAAGUGCUUAAGAAAGGGAUGGAGAAAUUCCAACUUUGUUUGGUGGGUACUUUUUCAAAAGGUACACUUCCUCUCUCAAAAUUAAUCGAGAAUGCAAGAAAAAUCUGGGAAUCAAAAGGGCUGUGCAACGUUUCUCAGAAAGAUUCCCACACUUUUCUGUUAAAAUUUCGCUCUGAAAUGGAAAUGAAUGCUGUUUUAGCUAGAGGAACAUGGUAUUUUGAGCGAAAACCACUUCUUCUACGAGCUUGGGGAACUGAUUUUGGGUCUGAAAAAAUCUCUAGUAUUCCAUUGUGGGUGAGAUUCAGGAAUUUGCCCGAUUAUUAUUGGACGCGUGAGGGCUUAAGCUGUGUGGCUAGCUCUGUUGGACCUCCCAUUUGUGCUGAUAAAGUCACUUCGCAGUUGAACCCUGUACAAUUUGCAAAAACGUGUGUUCGUUACAAGUUGGGAGACCCACUCCCGGAAAAGAUUAAAGUGGCUGUGAUGGAUGUAAAUUCGAAGGAGCUUUCAAAAACUGAUUUUGCUGAGGUUGAUGUCUCUUAUCCGCAGAGACCAAUGAAUGAAACCUGUUCUGUGGAGGCUGUAGAGGAGAUUCCAGCCACAGCUGAAAAAAAUCAAGACCCUCCUGUCUUUGAAAAACCCCCUGUUGAGGUCAAGGAUGAUGGUGGGAAUUGUUCGAAUGCAGCAGAAGGGUGGACUACUGUUGGCCGGAAGCCAAUUCCAUCCAAACCUUGUCCUAAUCCCAUUUCCUCUGCAGACCUUGUUGAGCUUCCUAUCUACAAAGCAUUGGCCAAAUCCAUGUCUAAAAGGCUUAAUAAUAAGAUUUCCUACUAUAAGGAUUUUAUUGCUUCGAGAAAGCUCGGACUUAUUGCCCUCCUGGAGACUCAUGUUAAAGAGGAAAAUGCAGCCUUUAUCUCAAAACAAGUUGCUCCAAAGUUUACUUGGCUUUUUAAUUAUGAACAUCACUCCAAUGGCAGAAUUUGGCUUGGAUGGGAUCCUGGUUUUUGGUCUAUCUCUGAUGUGCAUGUUCAUUCUCAGCAUAUUUCUUGUAAAGUAUCAUCUAUAUCUUUGAAUGAUGCUUUUUUUGCUUCCUUUAUUUAUGCUUCAAAUGACUAUAUUGAGAGGCGUUUAUUAUGGAAUGAUCUGCUCAAUCAUAAUGCUAAUCUUGUUGUUGUUUCUUCUAUGCCAUGGACAGGGGGUCUUUCGAUUGAUAUUCGAGAAUUUCGAGAUUUCACAGACUCUGCUGAUGUAUUUGAUUUAAACUACUCUGGUCAGUUUUUUACAUGGUGGGAUUGCAACCACUCGAAUGCAACUCAGAGAAAGCUUGACAGAGUCCUCGUGAAUGCUUCUUGGAUUAACUUCUUCUCAAUGUCUACUGCUCACUUUCCUUCGAGAGGACUUUCUGAUCAUUGUCCAGCCAUUACUUACCUGGGAAUCUCGGCUCCAAAGGUAUUUAAGCCUUUUCAAAUUUUCCAACAUGUGAUUCAGCAUUCUGAUUUUCUCAGCACUGUUGAGGAGGCAUGGAAUAUUGUUACUCAUGGUGAACCCUGGUAUGUUCUCUCCACGAAGAUCAAAAGAGUAAAAGCUGGCCUUAAGCGUUUACACAAUUCCUGCGGAAACCUUCAUGAAGCUGUUAUACAGGCUCGACAUGCUCUUACUUCCUUUCAAGAGGGAAUGUCCUUUAGUGCUCCUCCAGAUGUGUUUAAAACUAAAGAGAGCCUCUGCCUUGAUCUUCAGCGCGCUCUUUCUGCAGAGGAAAUUUUUUUGAAACAAAAGUCUAGGGUUCAGUGGUUGGAGCUAGGUGAUGGAAACAAUUCUUUUUUUCACAGAGCUUGCAAGAGUCGAUGGAAUGUUAAUAAAAUUCUUAUGCUUGAAGACAGAUUGGGCAACACUUUGACAUCUCAUGAGGAUAUUGCUUCUACUGCUGUCGAUUAUUUCAAAGAGUUGCUGGGUACUAGUAAUUGCUAUGAGCCUUUCGAUUGGAAUAUCACUUUACCCCAGCUAAGCUCUUCUCAGCAGAGCUUUCUUUGCACCUCUUUUAGCAGUAAUGACAUAUUCAGUGCUUUUAAAAGUAUGGGAAAAAAGAAAAGUCCUGGACCAGAUGGAUUGACCCCGGAAUUUUUCUUGGCAGCUUGGGGUAUUAUUGGAGACGAUGUGAUAAGAGGUAUUAAGUACUUCUUUGACACUCUGGAACUGCCUCGUAUUAUCAACUCUGCUGCAAUUUCUCUGGUGCAAAAGUGUGAUAAUCCCUCUCGUAUGAAACAUUUUCGUCCCAUCUCAUGUUGUAAUACUCUUUACAAAUGUAUUGCCAAGCUUCUUGCGGGCAGAAUUCAGAAGAUUAUUGCUUCGUUAGUCUCCAUUAACCAAUCUGCUUUUGUACCGAAAAGACUCAUUGGAGACAAUAUUAUGUUGGUGCAAGCCCUUUGCAAGGAUUAUCAUAGGCAAGAUGGUGUUCCUAGAUGCGCUUUUAAACUGGAUAUUCACAAGGCAUUUGAUAGCUUGAAUUGGGACUUUCUUUUUGCUGCUAUGGAAAAUAUGAGGUUCCCAGAAUUUUUUAUCAGGUGGAUUAAAAAAUGUAUCUCGAGGUGUAUGCUUUCAGUAAAAAUAAAUGGAGUUCUUGAGGGUUAUUUCCAGUGCAAGAGUGGUCUCCGCCAGGGGGACCCUCUCUCUCCUUACUUGUUCGUGCUUAGUAUGGAAAUUCUGACUAUCUAUUUGAACACGACGCUCCAGAAUUGUGACUCUUUUGUUCAUCAUUGGAGUACAAAGCAACUUAAACUUUCUCAUGUUAUCUUCGCAGAUGACAUCUUUGUCUUCUGUAAAGGUGAACAGGCCUCUAUAAUGACCCUUCUCGACACGGUUUCUCUCUUCUGUGAUUGCUCGGGAUUAAAGCUAAACAAAGAAAAAUGUCGGGCGUUCUUUUGUAAUGUGCCCGAUGACUUAGUUCUGUCUACUAUGAAUGAUUAUGGCUUUGCUCAAGGCACUCUUCCCAUUACCUACUUAGGCCUUCCACUGAUUACUAGUCGACUGACUACAUCUUUAUGUGAUCCUUUGAUUCAUCGGCUGUGUAAAAGAAUUGAGGGCUGGGUUGUGCGUACUCUUCGAUAUAGUGGGAGACUUCAAUUGAUAAAAUCUGUUCUUCAAGCAAUUCAGGGCUACUGUUCAAUAUACUUAUUUCUGCCGAAGGGUGUGAUUAAGCACAUUCAGUCGAUUCUAGGUAAAUUCUUGUGGGGUGGCAGCUUGGAGGGCAGAUGCCAUUAUAAUGUGGCAUGGGCUGAUUGUUGUUUUAAAAAAGAGGAAGGAGGCCUAGGUGUUCGAGACUUGUUUGAUUGGAACAAAUCUGCGAUCUUUUUGCAAAUCUGGAGAUUAUCUCACCCAAACCCCUCCUCUAUUUGGAUCCUUUGGGUCCACUCUUGUUUACUAAAGCAUAAGGCGUUCUGGACAGCGAAGAUUCCGUAUAAGUGUCCUUGGAACCUUCGAAAGAUUUUCAAUGCUCGCUAUGAGGCUUUGCAGUUCAUCUCAGUUUCGUUUAAUGAAAAUUCUGGGUUCAAAUUAUGGCAUGAUCCUUGGCUUAUCAAUGAGCCCCUUAUUCAGAAGUUUGGAGAGGGUUUCAUUUCUGUCAUGGAGUCCUCUUCUUCUGCCACUGUUGGGAGUAUAAUCUCCAAUGGUCAGUGGUCUGUUGCCACUUCAAAUGAUCUCCGCGCUGUGCAUUUUAGGAGUUUGUUAUUCGCUCGGCAGAUUGGUGCUAUUGAUAUUAUGUUCUGUAAUGGUGUACACCCUGUUAAUUUGAAUGUAAUUUGGGAUUCUAUUAGGCGAAGAGGGACUCCAGAAGGCUGGCUUCCUCUUAUUUGGAAUAGGUUCCACAUUCCAGCAUGCUCUUUCAUCUCUUGGCUGGCUUGUCGUGAGAGACUUCUAACAAAGGAUCGCAUGCUGUUAUUCCAUAUGAAUACUGAUCCCAAAUGUGUCUUAUGUUUGAGUUGCGACGAAGACACUGAACAUUUAUUCUCCCAGUGCCCGUACUCUUAUUUGAUUCUACGUGCAUGUCCUUUCAGUCCUGUUCUUAAUUGGAGAAGAUGGAUGCAGGGUGACUUCUUUGGUGAACCGAAAUCUUCUUUCCAGAAGAACUUCGUUUUUCUUUAUACCACAGCUGCAAUUUAUUUAAUCUGGAGAGAGAGAACCAGUAGAGUCCAUGGUAAAGGAAAUGUGCCUGUUGCUCAGCUUAUAAAUUUAGUUAAGCGUAUGGUGCGCGAAAAAUUAUGUACUUGUAAUGAUUUCUGUAGGGAAUUAUCCAGAGAUCCUUCCAUAAGCCAUAUUCUGUACUAA